Chrysoperla carnea is the source of this 3070-nucleotide messenger RNA. Its product is annotated as rhotekin-like. Bases 30 to 1787 code for a protein of 585 amino acids. The transcript has 7 exons. The record is from RefSeq and is a predicted model, not a curated record. Gene Ontology annotation, cellular component: actomyosin contractile ring. Lineage: Eukaryota; Metazoa; Arthropoda; Insecta; Neuroptera; Chrysopidae. Gene Ontology annotation, biological process: actomyosin contractile ring assembly; septin ring organization; mitotic cytokinesis.
UUGAUUUGAUUGAUUAAUUGAUUAAUAAAAUGACAAAAUCAACAAAAUUACAUUAUCGUCAUACGUUAUUAGCAUUUGAUUUAACCAAUAAACAAAAAUAUGAUUUAUUACAUCGAGAAUGUACGAAUUGUGCGUUUUAUCAGGAUAUGUUACAUGAACUAUCUGCAAUUACUGUUAAUAAUAACACAACAGAUUGUUGCUGUAAUCAUAAACAUUGUUUUUUGGGACAUGAUGGUGGUUAUGGCAAGAAAAAACAACGGCCACAUAGUGUUGCGGAUUUUUAUCCAUCAAAAAAUGAAUAUGAUUUAGAACAAAAAAUUGAAUUGGAAAUAAAGAUGCGUGAAGGAACAACACGAUUAUUAGCUGCAUGUCGUCACCAGCAACAAUCUUUAGAAGCAGCACGUUCAUUACUUGUUAGUACUGAACGAAUGUCUGCAUAUAUGGAGGAAUUACAACGACGUAAACAUCAGUCGAAAAUUAUUAAAAAUAAUAUUGACAACAGCUUGACACCAUGCACAGCCAAAGUAUCAUUAAGUGAUUUACGUAUGCCAUUAAUAUGGCGUGAUAUUGAUCAUUUUAAAAAUAAAGGGGAUCAUCGUCGAUUCGCUGUUUUCUGUUUAGCACGUAUUGCUACGGAAAUAUAUGCAACCACCUUAUUAUGUCCCGUUGAUCGAUCAUCAACUGAUCUACAGUUUCAUGAUAUUUUAUUAUUUAAUCGAAUACCAUCGAAUUUUGAAUUAAAAUUAGAAGUCUAUAGUCAUAUAUUAGAAGACGAUUUAAGCAUAGCAAGUACAUCUCGGAAAAUUAAAAAUACUAUUCAUAGUUCAAUAAGUAAAGCUGUUGGCAAAAAAUUAGCAACAUUAUUAAAGGAUGAAUUAAAUUCUGGCAAAAUUGGUCCACAUUUUGAAUUAAUGGCAACAGCACGAUUAACAUUAAACGAUGCACAUAAUAGCAUACAAACGCAUGAUCUAGUCACAAUACAGCACGAUAAUCGUGCACAUCAAUUACCAUUAUUUGGACAUUUCUGUUGUCGUUUAGCCGUGCAACCUGAUUGUGUUUCACAAGAAGUGUAUUCUGGUCAAAUAUCAUUAUUAUAUAAACAAAAUAAGUUCAAACAAUAUUGGGCACAAUUACAAGCAUUCCGUUUAGAAUUAUGGGAAACACAAUCACAUUGGGAGCAAGGUAAAGAUCAUUUAAAAUCAAUAAUAAUUGAUCGUAAUACAACAAUAAAGAAAACAAAUAAUAAAAAUAAUGAAAUAAUUAUCCAAAAUGGUGAUGAUAGCGGUAAUGAAAUUAAUGAAGAAUAUAAAAUUUAUUUAAAAUCACAAGAUGAACAAAUGAAAUGGUUCAAACAUUUACAACAGCAUAUCGAUGAUCAUAUUAUUUGGAAACAUUGUGCUGAGAAUAUCAUGCAUAUUCAGACACCGGGCAGUAAUACACGUGCUGCUUUUAAUACACGUUCAAUACGACAUGGAUCAUUGUACGAUGAAACACCUCUAAUUGAAUCAGUAUCAACAGAAUAUCAAAAUCAUCGACCCACAGUCCAAGAAAUAUUUGGUUUAACGCCAUCAGCUAGUUUAAGUUCAUGUGCGUCAUCUUCAUCAUCUCCAACCACGUUCCGUGAACGUUCAUUUAGUUCUAGUGGUGGAAGCGCAACUCUAUCGUCAACAAAUACGAACUCAUCAUCAGGCACAGAAACGACCCGGGGUAAAUUGUUACGAAGUGGUAAUGGCCGUGCCAGUGGACAAUUAUUACGUUCACAUUGGCCAUUUAAUAAACAAGAAUAAACUCGAAAUUUUAUUUAUUUAAGAGGAAAGAGGAUUUAUGGAAAGCUUAUUUUUUUAUGUUUGAUUGAAUAAAGGAAACAGUAUUUUUUCUUUUUGGAUGUAAAUGUAAAUAAAUGUUGGAAAAAUUCAAUCAUUCAUAGAAGUUUCUAAGGUGAUUUAUAUUAAUGAAGUCAUCACGAAAGAUUUUUUUUAUUCUAAAAAUAUUCGUUGCAUGGCGUUAAUUUGGGUAUAAAAUCAUCUUCAGUUAGAUAAAACUAAAAAAAAAAGGAUAUCGGAGUAAUUCGUGGAAAUAAAAUCAUGAAUUUCGUAACUAAAUAUUUUCGUUAAACAUUUAUUUGACUGAUUAAGCAACGAUUUUGACCAAAUUUUUAUCUUAUUGUAUACAAUUUUUUCCCAUUCAUUGGAAAAUAAUAAUGACGCAUAAUUUGUGCCGCAGAUAUUAAAUACGAAUCUCAUUUUAUGUGAUUUCCCCGAGAGUGGCUCUCUUAGAUUACGAAAAAGUCGCAGUCUAGAAGCGAAGCUUUGUGUACAGUUUGUAGAAUGAAGAAGUGAGUGGCACUGAAAAUUAAGAAUGGGCACGAAGAACUGCAACUUUCUUCGUUCCCCUAAAGAAAAUUUGUUGGUACGGUACGUACGUAGAAUUAUAUUAAGCUUUAAUUUUCUUUUUUUUUUUUUUGUAAAGAAUAUUUUCGCUCUUGAAAGAAUUACGUGCAAGUGAUAAUUAAUUUUUGUUUGUUUAAUAAUUUUUACAAAAAUUUAUAUUUUAUGUUGAACAAUUUAAUUUUAUUUAAAUUAAAUAAUUAAGGAGCAAAUUAAUUUUUAAGAUUUUUUUUAAAGAAAAUACGAAAAAAAGAUGGUAACGCAUUUGAGAUUCGCUUCUGCCUGUUAGGGGCCCUGUAAACUAUUUGAUCAUUGUCUUAAAAAGUGAAAAUAGAUUUUACAUUUUUCAGAUCCUUUCAGAACCCUUCAAAAAAUACAGAAAAUUGCCAUGCCCAGAAAAGCAGGUCGUUAUUUUAACCCUUAUUUAUACCUUUUUUCCCCGAUAUCACAUUCUACCAUUCAGUAAACAAAGUUUAAAUGUUUUCCAAUCCUUUUCGAGACAGAAGCGAGUAAAUGAAGAAAUUCAGACAUCUUAAUAUGUCAUGUUACGGUUUCUAUACAGAGUGUUAUUUAAAGAUGAAAAUAAAUUCUUGGAACGAUUAUUGAUCACAUCUUUAUGUUACACUCUGUGUUAUAAAUUGAAGAGAUGAUCCAUAUUUUUUUUUUGUUAGGAUUUUUCCAAA